Messenger RNA from Priapulus caudatus, 3820 nucleotides. Its product is annotated as polycystic kidney disease protein 1-like 2. Gene Ontology annotation, molecular function: calcium ion binding; protein binding; calcium channel activity. The record is from RefSeq and is a predicted model, not a curated record. Gene Ontology annotation, biological process: detection of mechanical stimulus. Gene Ontology annotation, cellular component: membrane. The transcript has 16 exons. Lineage: Eukaryota; Metazoa; Priapulida; Priapulimorpha; Priapulimorphida; Priapulidae. Bases 20 to 3268 code for a protein of 1082 amino acids.
GGUCGUUAUUUAUACCGGUAUGACAAAAGGCUCUGCGACUGAUUCACUGGUCAAAUGCAUAAUCUCGGGGGAUAAUGACGAGACAGAUGUCAGCACAUUCAAAGACGAAAAGCGCCCUCUGUUUCGAAGUGGAGCUGUCGAUAUAUUUGUCUUGUCUGUUCCUGGUCCACUUGGUCAGCUAAACUACGUGCGAAUCUGGCACGACAACAGUGGCAAGGGCACAUUUGGAUCAUGGUACCUCAAAUAUAUCACUAUAUCCGACGUACAGACGGGGGAAAAGUUCAAGUUUAUCGCAGAAAAGUGGUUCGCGGUGGAAUCUAAUGAUGGACAGGUGGACCGUCUUUUGCCAGUUGCUGGGAAGGAACAACUAGAGGAGUUCGGCCACUUGUUCCAAAACAAGGCACAACGUGAUCUUAAAGAUGGACACUUGUGGUUUUCUGUCUUUAGUCGCCCCCCAAAAAGCCGAUUUACCCGUCUCCAGAGGUCAACAUGCUGCUUGUCACUGCUGAUGACCACCAUGCUGGUAAGCGCCAUGUGGUACGGACAAGUACCGGAAACUACGUCACGGUCGCAGGCGGGACUGAAGUUUGGGCCAUUCUCGAUCACGAGUCAGGAGAUUGGCGUUGGGUUAAUGUCAAACUUGAUCAUCUUUCCCAUCAAUCUACUGAUCGUGAUGAUAUUCCGCAAGACUCGUUCUCGGUAUAAGAAGACGUCACCCAUCAUGGAGGCCAUACGCACAAAUCGCGAGAAACGUCAGAAUGAAGAGGACAGCAAGAACUAUAAAAAAGACGUUCCUGGGGAUGACUCAGACGUUUCCUGGGAUUCAUCCUGGUCAGACAGCGAGGUGCCAAACAUCAAUCAAAGGGCAGCAAAGAAAAGGCAAAAUGGAAUCAAGAAAGCAUCUGAGCUGCGACCGGACUCUGCGGCUUCGUUCACUGUGUCGUUGGAAGACGAUGAUGAUCCUCGCCUUAAGACUGCGACAUCUCGCCUCGAAUCUGCCAUGUCGAAUGGCGAUGUGGGACAACGAUUUGUACCAAAGAAAAAGAAGGCAAAGAAAAUGCCAUUCUCUCUGCCGUGGUGGUUCGUGAUCAUUGCAUGGAUUCUCGCGAUUCUGACGGUCCCCACCUCCAUGUUUUUUAUCCUCCUCUAUGGCAUACAGUUCGGAGACCUUCUCUGCCAGAAGUGGCUGUCGUCUCUCUUUAUUUCCUUUUUGUUUGAUGUUCUCAUAACUCAACCCCUGAAGGUAUUCCUGCUGGCAGUAUUCUUCAGCUGCGUCUGUAAGAAUACCGACAUUGAGGAUGACGAUGCGGACUUUGAUCAAGAGGAGGUGAAUCUAAAUGAGGAUGAGGAGUGGAUGCAUCAGGACGGCGUGUACGUGCUGCGAUCGCAGAGGUCUGGCUACAAACCGCCACCAACAGCCGAACUGAACGCUGCACGUGAGACCCGCUUCAAGGAGAUGAAGAUGUUCGAGAUUCUGAGAGAUCUCGGCAUUUAUAUAUUCUUCCUCUGGAUCGUCUGGGUCGUUAGCUACAGCCAACGGGAUCCAAAUUCAUAUGAGCAACAAGCUUCAUUCCAGGCCCAUUUCCUGGCUCCGGGUGACUGGUAUCUAGAUUUUGAAGGUUUGUACCGUUUGGAACGAGUUUGGAACUGGACUCAGAACGUUCUGCCCGGAGCACUGGUGACCACCAACUGGUACAACGGAAGUCCUCCCGUUGAUGAGCGAGGGUUCCUUGGUGACCGGACUAACAGGCGAUUAGGCCCGGCAUGGAUGCGUCAAGUACGAGUGAUUCCAGACUCCUGCACCGUAAGCCCCUACAUGCUCCAACUAACACAAGAAUGUGCUGACUCAGCGCUUUCCAAUGAAGAGACACGAAACUUUUCUUCUGGUUGGAGUCUGACGGGAGUAGACGUCAACCAGCGGACGGAAUACAACUACCGUCCUGGCGUGACCAUGAAGAGCCUACCAUACUGGGGCCGCCUGGACCGCUACCCUGGCGGAGGCUACUAUGUGUUCUUUGAGGAGACUGUGAACGAUGUUACUAACCAGAUGAAAGAGCUAGAGAGGAACCGAUGGAUCGACAAAUAUACGCGAGCAGUUUUCAUCGAAUUUUCAACAUACAAUGCAUACGUAAACCUCUACACUGUCUGUACGAUCCUGUUCGAAUUUCCUUCUUCUGGCGGUAUCUGGAAGUAUGCCAGGUUUGAUCCUAUUACACUCAAUGAGCCAGCCGACUUUGCCAGCUUAAAAAUUAUAUGUCAGAUAAUUUAUGCGAUAUUUGUGCUGAUCUUCAUUAUUAAAGAGAUCGCUGGCAUGGUGCAAAAGAAGAAGGCAUACUUUAGAGAUAUUUGGAACUGGAAUGAGUUGGCAAUUAUUGGAUUUUCACUGGCUGCCAUCAGUAUGUACUUUACACGCAUGGUGUUAGUGAACGACAUCAUGGCCACGUUUGCGGAAACAAAAGGUAAGAGCUACAUCACGCUGCAAUACAUCAACUACGUCGACGAGAUUCUCGGAUACAUGCUUGGCUUCACUUGCUUCCUCGCAACACUCAAGAUGAUUCGUCUGCUGCGCUUCAACAGGAGGAUGUCGUUGCUAGGCCAGACAUUGGCAUCGUGUGGGAAAGAUCUGUUCGCAUUCACAGUGAUGUUUGGCUUCGUUUUUGUGGCCUUCACGAUGAUGUUUCAGCUGCUACUUGGUACCAACAUGGUGGAGUACUCAACACUCUUGCGCAGUGCAGAGUCCAGCUUCUCCAUGAUACUAAAUAAAUUCAACUACGAGGAUAUGAUUAGAACCUCUCCCAUGGUAUCCCCGGUGUUCUUCUUCGUCUUCGUCGUUCUCUGCACGUUCAUUCUGAUGAAUAUGUUCCUGUCGAUCAUCAUUGUAUCGUUCAAUAUCGUGAAGCACGACAACGACAAGCAGUCGAACGAAUACGAGAUGGUCGAUUUCAUCUUCGGUCGAAUGAAGACGUGGGUCGGAACCGGAAAUAACAAGAUCAACGCAAUGCCUGAGAAAGUUUCGGAGCCGGCGCAAUCGAAAUCUGAAGAGGAACUUUUGCAGGAGCGCAUUGAUCACUUCCCCCAGACCGUCGACAACCUGAUCGAGUACAUCAACAAGAUUUACUUUGCAAAGGAGAAAGAGGCAAGGACUGCUCAUCCUAGCAAAAGAGAUCUAAUGGGAGGUAGCUAUGGUGAGAGCAGGGCUGACCCCAACCAAGCAGGACCAGCUCCGGACUCUGCUAAACCACAUAAGCAGCAAAGGUCUAGCAUGUAGGAGCUUAAUGACCUGGACAAUGAUUUAUCAUUGCUUUAAUGAUGAUAUUAGUGAUUUGAAAACGAGAUAACUUUAGUAUGCCUGCAUAAGAAUACAGUUAUCUAUUCUGUUUGUGUUUGGAGAUUCACCAAUAUGUUUUGCAUUAUUAUAGAUUGAAUUGCAUGUUUCAUUGGUAUACACUACAUAGCAUGAGAUGCUACAAUCAAGUUUGAGUGUGAGUAGACUAAAUGCACGCAACGUCUUAAGUGAAAUAACGCUAUACAGAGUAUUUUAUCUGUCUUUAAAGUUUGAAUGUUUUAUCAUGUCUAAUAUGUAGACACAUUACAAAGUAGGCACUUGCGUUCCUUUAGUAACAAACAGUAUUGUUUUUAAUAGAGGGUAAUUUUUCAUCCCAUUUGCUGUUUGAAUAUAUGGGACAAGUGAGUUUGAAUAGUAAUUCUCUUCUAAUGUGGCCUUAUUCCUUACUGGUUUAGAAGCCACUAGCAAGAUUAGAAAAUUUCUGUGAUAUAAAGUUUUGAUGUGGAUUUAUUCCUAUUCACUGAUACACGUUGA